AUGCCCGUCACAAUCAGGCCGUCGGACCACGGCUCCAGAUCCUGGGCCGGCCGCAGAUACAGGCACGCCUCGUCGCCUGACGUCCUGCUGCACUACACGCUGACGGACGACUCGCGGACGAGCCCGCCGCGCGCCAGACACGUGGUCCAGAGCUCCUUCGCUGGGCUCGAGAGGAAGGACAACGUGUUCGCGGCGAAGAAUGGGUUCGUAUAUUCAUGUAUGGAGGCGUACAACGAGCACCACCGCCUCAUCAUACGCCCCGAGGACGUAUGGUUCGCCAUCCUAACCCAAUUCAGCGCCUACGUCAACGGUCACGCCGAAGAACUGCGCGGCCUCUUCUGCGCCCACGACGCGCAGCGGGAGCUGCACAUCGACGUCGACCUGAACGGCGUCGUCGUCGACCACGGCAGGCUGGCCUUCGCGAUGGCGAGGCUGAUGCAGGGGAACAUCCGAGACGAGGGCCUGCGCCAGUGGAUCAUGCCGGCGUUCACGACGACGACCAAGACGGAUCAGGCCGUCGCCAGCGUGGUCUUCAUGGGCGCGAUGCAGAAGUUCUUCACGUACAGCUGGGGCACGCGCUGCGGGAUCCCGGCCGUGACGCUGCUGGGCGAGCGCAGCGACUGGGUCGAGAUCCGCCGGCGCGCGGAGCGCCUCGCGACGUACGGCGCCGAGCCCGCGCGCUGGCUGCGGGUUUUGGCGCCCGUGCUGGACGGGUUCGUGGACGGGUUCGCGGACCCCGCGGGCGAGGCGGCGAGGCGGUUCUGGCGCGGCGUCUGCGACGAACAUGUGCCUAAUGGCAGCGGCUCGACGACGUACUCCGGGUGGAUCACGGCGUUCUGCUUCUGGGACGAGGGUGGUAGAUGUUUGCACGGAUCGAAGGACGGUGACGAGGUCAGGCUGACGAGGAGCCAGCUGCCGAGCGGUUUCACGAAGGUGCCGGUUACGCUGCUUGAUGACGGCGUCGCUAUUCCCACGGAAAUGGUCGCUGGGUCGGUGGCGAUCAAGGCGAGCAGGCCGGAGGAGACACUACGUGCCGAAAGGGGCGGCGGGAAUGAUACGAUACAGCCUGAAAUCGGAUGGUUUAUGUACAAGACAUAA
Anthostomella pinea is the source of this 1098-nucleotide messenger RNA. Lineage: Eukaryota; Fungi; Ascomycota; Sordariomycetes; Xylariales; Xylariaceae. The record is from the annotation of a GenBank genome assembly.